Molecule: messenger RNA, 2769 nt
Organism: Diplodia corticola
Lineage: Eukaryota; Fungi; Ascomycota; Dothideomycetes; Botryosphaeriales; Botryosphaeriaceae
Product: glycosyltransferase family 1 protein
Exons: 3
Coding region: 1-2769 (922 amino acids)
Biological process (GO): carbohydrate metabolic process
Molecular function (GO): UDP-glycosyltransferase activity; hexosyltransferase activity
Source: RefSeq, a predicted model, not a curated record
AUGUCGAGACCCGGCGUUCACCCACGUCGCGCUUCCGCUGUGACUGUUCUGCAGGAUGACGGCCGAGUCAAUAUCAAAGUGCUGGGCAAAUUACCCUUUUCCCUCAGAUCCGACCACUCGUUAAGAAAAAGAUGGAAAGCGCCUCGGAAGAAGGACAGGGUCCAAGGUCGCUGUGACGGCGAGAAAGUAUUGCAAGACUUCGCCCACGUUCCGCGCAUGAAUAUUGCCAUCCUCAUCACCGGAUCACGCGGCGAUGUCCAGCCUUUUCUUGCUCUGUCCAAGGUCCUCCAAAGCCCGCCAUACUGUCACCGGGUUCGAAUUGUUACCCAUCCAAACUUCAAAGGAUUCGUCGAGGAGAAUGGCGUCGAGUUCUACUCCAUGGGUGGAGACCCGGAGAAACUGAUGGCCUACAUGGUCCGAAAUCCAUCCAUCCUGCCGUCAAUGGCGUCAGUGAAAGCCGGAGACGUGCGAAUGAGGAGAAGAGAGAUUGCAGAGAUGCUGUACGGGGCAUGGCGAGGAUGCACCGAGGCCGGAGACGGAAUAGAGGAUUCCAACGACGACGACAUUCCAUUUGUCGCCGAUGCCAUCAUCGCCAAUCCUCCAAGCUACGCCCAUAUUCACAUUGCCGAGAAACUCUCGGUCCCGCUCCAUAUAAUGUUUACAAUGCCCUGGUCCCCAACCACAGCCUUCCCGCACCCGCUAGCCAACGUCCAAUCGAGCAAAUCCAGCAACAAGGUGGCCAAUUGGACGUCCUACUACGAAAUGGAUCUUCUGACCUGGGAGGGUCUUAGCGAUCUCAUCAACCGCUUCCGCGUACGAACCCUGGAUCUUGACCCUCUGAGUCCCAUCUGGGGCCAUCAACUUUUCACCCGCCAUGAAGUACCACAUACCUAUUGCUGGAGUGAAGCCUUGAUCCCGAAGCCAGCGGAUUGGGGGCCACACAUCAGCAUCAGUGGCUUCUUUUUCCUGUCCCUGGCAUCGUCCUACACGCCACCACCCGAGCUUCAAGCAUUCCUCGAUGCGGGUCCACCGCCCGUGUACAUUGGUUUUGGUUCAAUCGUUGUCGACGACCCGCAACGACUCACAGAGAUGGUCCUCGAAGCGGUGAAAAAGUCAGGUGUGCGAGCGCUCGUCUCCCGAGGCUGGGGCAAGAUGGGCGGCUCCGACGUACCCGACAACGUUUUCCUUCUCGGGAACGUGCCUCACGACUGGCUCUUCCCGCGCGUGUCCGCCGUUGUCCACCACGGUGGUGCUGGCACGACGGCCAUCGGGAUCGCGCUCGGCAAGCCGACCGUCAUCGUCCCCUUCUUCGGCGACCAGCCAUGGUGGGCGAGCAUGGUGUACCGUGCGGGCGCAGGCCCCGAGGCAGUUCAUUUCAAGAAACUCACGGCUGACAAGCUCGCGCAUAACAUCACCGAAGCGUUGAAGCCCGAGAUGCAGGUCCGGGCAAAAGAAUUAGCAGACAAGAUACGCGGAGAGAGAGGCGCCGAGAAGGCAGCAGAGACAUUCCAUUCCAUGCCUCAGAUGCGGGGCAUGGCUUGCGCAAUAUGUCCGGACAGAGUCGCGGUAUGGAAGGUCCGGUCGACAGGAAUCCAGCUGAGCGCCGCAGCCACAACCAUUCUCGUGGGCAAAGGCCUCAUCGACCCGCACGACCUGAAGCUCUGCGAGCACAAGCGCUGGUACGUCGAAGAAGGCCCACCCGACCCCCUCGCCGCCCUCGUCGGCACGCUCGUCACCUGGGCCCGCGGCUACCAAGUCAUCCUCAGCGACUUCAAACACGACCUCUCCCGCUCUCCCUACCCAACCACCCACCACCGCCCCCCAUCUUCCAACGGCACACCCUCCCCCUCCGCAUCAACCGCCCCCACCAUCACCACCACCGCCUCCACCGCCUCCACCACCAACCCCUCCCCCUCCGCCCUCCAGCUCUCCACCUCCCUCUCCCACAACCCCACAAACACCCACCACCACCACCACCCCCUCAAACCCCCCACCCAUACCCAACAACAAAAGAAACCCUCUUCCAACCCCCUCCCCACCGCCCUCGCCACCCUCUCCUCCCGCCUCGCCCAAAUCACCCUCGUGCGCGGGCCCGCUGCGCUGCUGUACAACGUCGCCAACGGCAUGCACAACGCGCCGUCGGUGCUGCUGCGCGACCCGAGCGUGCGGGGCCCGCGCCCGCGCAUCGACGGCGUCGCGUCCGGGCUGCGCGUCGGGGGGCGCGAGUUUGCGUGCGGGCUCGCGGACGCGGCGGCGGGGUUCGUCGUUUUGCCGGUUUGGGGGUGGAGGGAUGCUUCUGCUGGUGGUGGUCGGGGCCGGGGGAGGGGGGAUGGGCCGGAGGCCGAGGCGAGGAAGAGAGAUAGGUGCGUUGGUGUGGCGAAGGGAUUCGCGCAGGCGCUGGGGGGCGCGCCGUUCAAGGUUGGGGCGGCGGUCGUGGGGCCGGUCGGGUAUGCGGCCAAGGGGGUGGAGAGGCAGAUCGCGGGCUGGCUGGGGGAGGUGGAGAGGAAGAAGGCGAGUGGGGGACGGGUUUUGCAGUUGCCUGAGGAUGUUGGGAGCGAGGAUGUCAAGAGGAAGGUCAGGAGCGCGUGUGGGAAGGCUGGGGGGCAUGAGAGCGUUAGGUGGAUUGUGGAGAGGAGGGUGCUGCAGGGGUGCUGGGAGAUGUCGAGGCUGAGGGAGGAGAUGGGCGGGAGUGUGCAUGAGUUUGCGGAGGAGGUGAUUGGGAAGUGGCAGGCGUUGGAUAGGGGACGGAGGGGGAGCAGGGCUGCGUGA